AUGUCGGCGAGCUAUAUCGACCUGCGUGCUUUGGCUCGGAAUCAGGCUGCUUCAAGCCCAAUCAGCCCGUUACUUCCGAGCCCUUUUGUGGGAGCGCUUCAGAAAAGACGUCAAUCAUAUUUCAGAUUUCACAACCCACGAAAACAUUUGCCGUCACCGGUUCCAAACAACGAUUCUUUAGAUAGUCUCCAAAUUUUGUCCUAUUACUGCGACGAUCAGGACGGCGACGGAGACGAUCAAGGUAGCCAGUCCUCCGGCCACGGGACACUUGAAGACGACAAUCUAAGCACAGCGUCGGAAUCCACGCCGGUAACUCCGCUUGACCACGAGGAACAAGGCGCUCUUUGUUCGGACGAAUCUGGAUGGCUAGCCAAUACCACAUCGCAUGAAGAGAGAAUGCAACGAUUCAAGGCUCGCUAUUAUCAAGUCGUCCAGCAUCCUUGCGGUUCUGUUCACACAGGAGGCGACGAGGAUGGAGUGAUGAUCGCCACAGUCCUUGUCGGACCGGGAAAGCCGAGACUAGUUCAUAUUCAACGUCCGCCCUCGACUCAUUCAAGGGCUGAGUCGCUUGGUGAAGACACGGGUGCUCCAUCGACGCCAAAGCAAGCGCCUAUUGAGGUCUCCGCCUUCAGCCCAUACGACACUCCUUGCGAUGUGCCUCAAAUCGAAUCCCACAUUUCAGACAGCGUCUGUAGUCGUACCUCUGAAACCUCGCCUCCCUCGACUGACUUCGUUCCACAGCGUAUGACCUGUGCAAUGCGAUGCAGGACCAGCCUAUCGGAAACCUGUGAGUCCGAUAGUGUCGACAAACGGAUGCGUAUAUUGACGGAUCCAUUUAUGACAUCGCCUCGGCGGACGCGAAGCGAUCGAUCGUUCCGCACAUUAGAGAAGAGGUGGGCGGUUUGGGAGACACUGGGAGUGAACUCGCACUCAAUUUCUGAGCCGUCGCCUUCUAUCAAGAGCGCGAAAUGGUCACGAUGUCGAAAAUUAGAAAGGGCUCUCAACGCCGUGACGGUGGCUAUUGACGAAUUCCCGGGUGGCAUGCUCUGUCUCGACUCGCCUGCUGUCAUGGAGCUGCGAAAUCCACAAAUCUCGAAUCCAACCUACAUCGAGACACUUGGCCGAAUCUUUCCCUCUGCAUCCUCGCUGCUCCUUUCGGCCAUCACGGCCUGGGUAAUUAUCGACCUCCACUUCUCUCGACUGAGAGAUCAAAUCGUUCCUAUGGAGCGGUACUGGGCACAAGCCGCAGCCUCGAAUGAAAGUUUACACCGCAUUCCCGAGAAGGCAAGAGAGAUGCUGGGCAUUGGUCUCCCUGAAGACACGGCCGUUAGGCUCAACGAGUAUGCACUUAGGAAGAGAGCGAUGGCCAUGCAGGCAGGUAUCAGCGUUAUUGGGCAAAGGUUGAUUGAGGGUUUAAGAGGAUCGUGGGAUGAGGAUAUUUGGCGAUCUCUGAAAGUCUUGGUGGAGGUAAUUGAGGCAAGUCCACCGCGUUGGCCAUGA
Molecule: messenger RNA, 1500 nt
Organism: Fonsecaea multimorphosa CBS 102226
Lineage: Eukaryota; Fungi; Ascomycota; Eurotiomycetes; Chaetothyriales; Herpotrichiellaceae
Exons: 2
Coding region: 1-1500 (499 amino acids)
Source: RefSeq, a predicted model, not a curated record